Molecule: messenger RNA, 8068 nt
Organism: Hippocampus zosterae (dwarf seahorse)
Lineage: Eukaryota; Metazoa; Chordata; Actinopteri; Syngnathiformes; Syngnathidae
Gene: col5a3a
Product: collagen, type V, alpha 3a
Exons: 67
Coding region: 670-6216 (1848 amino acids)
Molecular function (GO): extracellular matrix structural constituent
Source: RefSeq, a predicted model, not a curated record
CAGGUUUUGCGGUUCCCCCCUGAACGCAUCACAUCUGCUGACUUCCAAGCUGAGUCAUAGAUCAUUUCUGGUCAUAUAAUCAUGAAGAAAAUAUCUAAUGAGAUGAACGCUGAAGCUUUUUUUCCCCCUGCCGGCACACUUACAAUGCAAUAAAUUGUACACUUUUUUUUCUUCUUUCCCUCCCGACGGCUGACUUGUAAGCAUCUGCGGAAUUACGGCUAUGAUAUCAAACAACCAAGCGCGCAACAGGCUUUAAAGCGGACAACAACGCGGACUAGAUUAGCAAAGGUGAUCUGUAUGUCACCUCUGAUAAUGACCGUCUAAAGAAGCGAGACGACAUGGGCUUCCUCUUAAGCUUGCUUCUCCAAGACGCCCACCUCUGGGAGGGAAAGGGAGAAGGAGGAGGAUGAAGAGGAGGAGGGAGUGAUGGCGAGCAGGAGAAAUUGAAUGAGAAGCCUCUGAGAGGAUCUUGAGGGGAGCUACCACAACAAAACAACUUCUCCAACAGUCCAGCCAGUGGAAGCAACCAAGCUGGCUUUUAUUUUAGUUUUUAAAAACUUUUUCUACACAUGCAUGGCUGCUUAGUAGGUGAAACUUGUGGAACUUUUUGCAGCGACAAGUUUUGGAGGAAGAGGGGGGUUGGGGGGCUGCCCCUCAAGAUUUGGGAAGAUGGGUCACUUUUUAAGGAAUGGGACAGCACGGCUAUUGGCUUUUAUUCUACUGCACUUCAGCGCCACUCAAGCUGGUCAUCCCAUCGAUGUUCUUCAGGUGCUGGGCCUGUCAGAGAGCAUGGAAGGUGUGUCGGUGCACACUGGUCUCUGCGGCAGCCAUAAAGAGGUAGCGGGAACACGACCGGCUUUCAAAAUAGACCGGAAAGUCCAGCUUAGUGCUCCGACCAAACAAAUUUUCCCAGAGUCCACAUUCCCUGUAAAUUUCUCCCUGUUGGCCACCGUGCGAGCCAGAAAGGGAUCGCAAUCAUUUCUACUGUCCGUGUAUGACGAACAUGGGGUGCAGCAGCUGGGGCUCGAAGUGGGCCCUUCGCCCGUCUUCCUGUAUCAGGGCCGGGCAGCCGGGCAGCCCACAACAUAUCCCACGUUCAAGGACGUCAACCUGGCCGAUGGAGAGUGGCACAGGAUAGCCUACAGCGUACAGGGCCAGUCCGUCACGCUCUUUUUGGACUGUCACACGGUCGAGACGCUUCCGCUAACACGACGAGACGACAGAGACGUCAGCACGGAGGGCAUUGUUGUCUUCGGAUCACGACUACUGGAUGAAGGAGUAUUUCAGGGAGAAAUUCAACAACUGCUGAUUGACGAAGACCCACAGGCCGCUGCCGCCUACUGUAUCAACUACAUGGUAGACUGCGACUCCGCUUUGCACCAGAGCACCCACGCCCUGGACCUUCAGGGGAAGUCCCAACUGGACCUGACGGAAGAACAGCAAGCCAAAGAGGGCAGGAAGGGCAAAAAGAACAAAAAGAAGAGGGACAAGGGCUCGAAAGGUAAAGGCAAACGUAAAGGCAGGGGGAAGGGCAAAGGCAAGGGGAAGGGCAAGAAGAAGGGAUCUCGGAAGAAAAAACUCGAGGAGGAAACUUUGGACGACGGCUUCAUUAGCGUGUCUACGAUGCCGCCCGAGUAUCUCUCCCAAGAGCCUUUUUUGGACAUAAAACGCACUGAAGAAACAGUCGGUCCCACUAAAAGCUACGAGGACGUGCCCCUUGUGGAGACGCCUUCGUAUGAACCAUCAACACAAGCCCCUUCACCAGGCGGCAUAGCCGAAGUUCACGUUGAGGAGCCGGAGCCGGCGAAGAGCCCAGAGUUGGGCAAUGGCGAUGACCUUUACGACAACCUCAUUGAUGACCUUGCCGUUUCCAUCGUAAGAGCGGGCACGAAUAUUACACAAUCAGAGGUCCUCGAACACGACGACUACAAUGACACCAAGUCCGAGUAUGAGGAGUAUGAAAUCUACGACGAAGGCUACGAUUUUGCACUGCGAGAAGGAGCCGAGACAUGGCAUGGAACGGGAAGACUACCGACUGAGAAAGGAGAGAAGGGCGAACCCGGGGUAUUUGAGCCGGGGGCGCUAGUGGAAGGACCGGCAGGCCUGCCAGGACCAGAGGGACUUCCUGGUUCAGCUGGACCAAUUGGCCCCGCAGGACCCAGAGGAGACCCUGGGGAAAUGGGUCCUGCAGGACGUCCCGGCCUUCCCGGGGUUGACGGAAUUCCAGGUCCACCAGGAACCAUGCUGAUGCUACCUUUCCAGUAUAGAUUUGAUUCCCAAAAGGGACCGGCGAUGUCCCCCCAGGAGGCCCAAGCGCAAGCUAUUAUUCAACAGGCUCAGCUGUCUAUGAAUGGACCUCCAGGUCCGAGGGGUCUUACAGGGCGACCAGGCCCUCUGGGUGCUCCAGGACCAGCUGGCCACAAAGGAAACAUUGGCGACCCGGGCCCUCCGGGACUGCAAGGAUUGCCAGGACUUCAAGGAAGCAACGGAAAACCAGGAAAAAGGGGAUACGCUGGAACAGAUGGAGGACGUGGAGCUCCAGGUGAAACUGGUGUGAAGGGUGAUCGAGGUUUUGAUGGCCUACCAGGACUCCCAGGAAACCAGGGACACAAAGGGGACAGAGGAAAGCCUGGUCCUCAGGGACCUGCCGGAGAGCCAGGAGAAAAGGGGCCAGUUGGACCCGUUGGCCCGAGAGGGCAACCUGGUGAACCUGGUGCGCGGGGUCUUGUUGGGCCGAGAGGGCCACCGGGACCACCUGGCCAACAGGGUGUCCAAGGAACAGACGGGCCCCAGGGGUCAAAGGGAAACCAGGGUCCGCACGGAGAAAUAGGACCUGCGGGGCAACAAGGAAAUCCUGGACCACAGGGAUUGCCCGGCCCCCAGGGUCCCAUCGGGUUGCCGGGAGAGAAGGGUCCGCAGGGGAAACAAGGCAUGCAAGGACUACCGGGCAUUGAUGGACAACCUGGUCACCCAGGAAGAGAAGGACCCCAAGGAGAGAAAGGCACCCAAGGAAUGCCAGGAGUCCAGGGGCCGAUCGGGUACCCGGGGACCCGCGGCGUCAAGGGAGCAGAUGGCAUCAGAGGCCUAAAGGGUUGCAAAGGAGAGAAGGGAGAGGAUGGCUUCCCUGGCUUCAAAGGUGACAUGGGCCUCAAGGGAGACAGUGGAGACAGUGGGCCUCCAGGUCCUCGUGGAGAGGACGGAACAGAAGGCCUAAAGGGCCAACACGGAGCCAUGGGGGAUUUAGGACCUCCUGGGAUCGCUGGAGAGAAGGGUCAACUCGGAGUGCCAGGACUGCCUGGAUACCCAGGACGUCAAGGGUCAAAGGGAUCCAUUGGCUUUCUUGGGGCAGGAGGACCCCCAGGAGAGAAAGGACGAAGGGGUCCAGCUGGCCAACCUGGAUCCGGAGGUGAAAGAGGUCCUAACGGAGCCCGAGGAGGAAGAGGAGCAAGAGGUCCCACGGGGAAGCCUGGAGAAAAGGGUUCGUCCGGACAAGAUGGCCCUCAAGGAUCCCCUGGAGAACAGGGUCCUCAAGGCCCACAAGGAAUGCAUGGUGCAACAGGACCAAAAGGACCAAGUGGUCCACCUGGAAAAGAUGGAGUUCCCGGUCAUCCUGGCCAGAGAGGGGAACCAGGAUUCCAAGGCAAAAAUGGUCCCCCUGGUCCCCCGGGUGUUGUCGGACCACAGGGUAAGACCGGUGAAACGGGGCCAAAUGGUGACAGGGGCCAUCCAGGCCCACCAGGCCCACCGGGCGAGCAAGGAUUACCUGGAUCGGCGGGAAAGGAGGGAGCCAAGGGGGACCUGGGCCCACCGGGAGCACCGGGAAAGAGUGGCCCUGUAGGGAUCCAGGGAUUUAGGGGAAGCAGAGGCCUCCCUGGUGCACCGGGUCCUGCAGGCUUAAAAGGAGGAGAGGGUGUACCUGGAAUUGCGGGACUCAUUGGUGCCACCGGAGAGCGGGGUCCUGCAGGGUCAGCGGGUGGGAUUGGGCUGCCAGGACGGCAAGGCAGUCUGGGCCCCGCGGGGCCAAUAGGAGAGAAAGGCGAACCAGGAGACAAAGGAUCCACCGGGCCAGCUGGGCACGAUGGGACACAAGGACCCGUUGGACUUCCAGGACCCGUGGGACAACAUGGGCCUCCAGGAGAGGACGGAGACAAGGGUGAGACAGGAGGACCCGGCCAGAAGGGAAGCAAGGGAGACAAAGGAGAAGCAGGACCCCCAGGACCUAUUGGCAUUCAAGGACCCGUGGGCCAGCCAGGAAUGACUGGGGCAGAUGGCGAGCCGGGGCCUCGUGGGCAGCAGGGAAUGAAUGGAGCCAAAGGAGACGAAGGACUGAGAGGCUUUAAGGGAGCAACGGGUCCCACGGGCCUACAGGGAAUGCCAGGACUGGCGGGGGAGAAAGGGGAAAGUGGACAUGUGGGCUCUCUGGGGCCCCCAGGACAGCACGGACCCCGAGGCUCCCAGGGGCUAAUUGGUGCUGAGGGCACAGCUGGAAUGCCAGGCGGAGUUGGUCAACCUGGACCGACUGGGGAGAAGGGUGAGGACGGCGAGGCCGGUAAUCCAGGACUAGUUGGAAAGCCUGGCCCCGCUGGCAUUAAAGGAGACAUAGGGGAGAAGGGCGAUGCUGGAGCAUCUGGUGCGGCAGGUCCUCCAGGAAUUAGAGGACCACCGGGAGAGGAUGGACCCAAGGGCAAUAUUGGCCCUGUUGGAUUCCCAGGAGAUACGGGACCACCUGGAGAAACUGGUGUCACUGGACAAGAUGGUGGACCUGGGCCUAAAGGUGAUGACGGAGAAACAGGCAAAGCGGGAGCCCCAGGAGCCUCUGGAGAGCCAGGUCCUCCAGGACCUCCGGGACGGAGGGGUCACAUGGGCGCCGCAGGACUUGAAGGCAAGCAAGGAAUGAAAGGGGCCAAGGGAACAACAGGUAGCCAGGGCCCAGUGGGUAAGACGGGCCCUGUGGGGGCGCAAGGUCAUUCAGGGAGGUCUGGCCCAGAUGGACUUCACGGCAUCCCAGGCCCCGCGGGUGAGCAAGGGUUAACUGGUCCACAGGGACAAACCGGACCACCUGGGCCAAUGGGACCACCAGGGCUUCAAGGAUUGAAGGGGGACCCUGGAAUAGAUGGAGAAAAAGGUCAUGGUGGGCUACUUGGGCUCGUAGGCCCUCCUGGAGAACCUGGUGAGAAGGGGGACCGAGGCCUGCCUGGUAUUGAUGGAACACACGGGCCUAAAGGAGAUGAGGGCGUGACUGGCCCACCUGGUCCCACCGGACCACCAGGACCACCUGGUCUGUCAGGUGCUGGUGGAGAAAAAGGUUCCAAGGGCAACAUGGGUGCCAUUGGUCCCAGAGGUGAUCCAGGCCCUAUUGGCUUUCCAGGACCCCCAGGACCCGCUGCUACAGUGGUGCAACCGUUGCCGAUCCGGGACGGCAGGAAGAAGAAAAGACGAAACUCGUCGAGAGAGGAGGAGGCGCUUAUCAAUAUGGAAGACUACCUGCAAGCAGACCAGCCUUUGGGAGGAGAGGAUGGAAUGGAAGAAGUCUUUGCAACCCUUUCAUCCAUGAAAACCGAGGUGGAGCUGAUGAGGAGGCCCCUGGGGACCUUUGAGAGCCCGGCACGCACCUGCAAGGAGCUCAUGAUGGUUCAACCGGAUUUCAAAGAUGGAGACUACUGGAUUGAUCCUAACCAAGGAUGCAACCGUGAUGCCUUCAAGGUCUACUGCAACUUCACAGCUGGCGGAGAUACCUGCCUAGACCCCGACGAGAAGAUUGAAAUGGUGAAAUUAGCGGGGUGGAGCAAAGAGAAACCAGGAGGAUGGUACAGUCAAUACAGAAGAGGCAGGAAGUUCUCCUACAUCGACAUGGACGGCAACACCGUGCAAGUGGUCCAGCUGACCUUCCUCAAACUACUGAGCGCCACGGCCAAGCAGCGCUUCACAUAUAUGUGCCAGAACUCAGCAGGGUGGUAUGACAGCACGUCGCACUCCUACCGCCACGCUCUGCGCUUCCGGGCCGGCAAUGACGAAGAGCUGACGCAGGCCACAAGCUCCUUCAUCUACGCCGUGUACGACGGAUGCCAGGUACGUAAAGGUCAGGAAAGAACCAUUCUGCAGAUGGACUCCCCUUCAGCUGAGCUGCUGCCUAUUAUGGAUGUGUCCGCAACAGACUUUGGCAACAGCAACCAAAAGUUUGGAUUCCAAGUUGGACGUGUAUGCUUCGCUAGCUGAACAGAACAACCACCACCAAUAGGAUUUUUUUUUCCUCAAGAAGACAACUGAACACUGCAAAACCAAAGGAAAGGCAGUUUUACCACUGCCCCCAGCAAUAUUUAUUGUUAUAUUAUGUUGUAUAUUAUUUAAGACUUUCUUCAGAGCUCACGUUGGGAAUUCCUUUGGCUUUACAACAAAGAAGAAGACAUUCAUCAGUUGCAACAAAGCACCAAAGGGAAAAUAAGAUGUGUUUAUAUGUUAGAUUGUGUUGUUUUUUUGUUUGUUUUGUUUUUUCUUCGCUCGGCUUCCACUCCAAAUGGUCCUGCGCAAGGAUGAAGUUAUGAGCUACGUAAUGUUGUCAAAGACCGGCACUGAGCCAUUUCCGAGAUACAUUCAUUUGCAUGCCACCGGGUUACAAUACCGACAAUUGCAUCGUUGCGUCAAACUAUCUGAGCAUAUUCAUUCUACACGAGUACUAUUCUUCAUUUUCUCUUUGCGGGAGUGAUGAAUCGUUCCGUUUCCCCGUCAAGCGCAGUUUGCUAAACGUGAUUAGCAUUUAGUAGGUAGACGUGGGCUCAACAUAAAACAGACACCAAUCUGUGUUUCCACAUGUACUGUAAAUGUCUCCUCACUGUGAAGACAUUCCAGGGCAACAAAUAAGAGCAGGCCAAUUAAAAAAAAAACGGGGCAUCUCCGCCAUGCUCCUUUACACCAAGCGACAUGUCAUGCAACUCCUGUCACUUUCGAGCCUCACUCGCAGGCAUUUGUUUCGCCGUUUUAUUUAUAUGUUGAAAUAUGAACGUGUUAUUUGCUCUUUGCCGGUGCUGUUUUUUUAUUAUUAUUUUUGCCUCUGUGGGCUGGAUUACAGAAUGAAUUGGGGGGGGGGAGGGUGCGCCUUCAGCAGAAAGAAUCACCCUCUGAGGCAGGCCGGGGACGACUGCUGAAGGAGAAGGGGUUGCAUAUCUUCUGGCUGAUUGUGCCAAUUUCACAGGGCCGGCGGAGGUCGCUGGGGACAUCUCAGUUCAGUGUGUUGUUUGCAGCUUGAAAAGGAAACUCCACUCUUGCAUUGAAGUUGUCUUGUACUAUUUGAUAAGUAUGAAAACCGAGCUGAGGCGACACUAAAAGCAGGGCCCGACUGAUCAAUGGUUUGGCCGAUUUAAUCAGGUGAUAUUCGCGACAGUAUUUUUGCAGAUUACAAAAAAAAAAAUCCCAUUACAACAUACAACAUAGAUAAUCACAUUCAAAUGUCUCCCCCCCACCCCCAAAAAAAAUACUGAAGGUUAAGUUAAUACUACAUUGUCAAAUUACUGUUUUUCAUGCUUUUAUAGUUGUAAGCAUUACGAGACCAAAAACAAAGUUGUCGGAAUCGGCAGCAAUCUGGAAAAAAAAUCAAUUUCGGUCGGGCCCAAAUUAAGUGUGCCUACACUGAAAAAAUUGUUUUUGUUUAAUUUCCUCAAUUGUAUUUCGUUCAUUGGUUGCAUGAUAUAAACCCAUCCGGAUCCAGAUACGUUUAGUUUUUUUUCUGUCGAAUAUACAGAAAAUUGAGCACAGUGGGGUUUUUUUCACUGUAUGCAUCUCAGUUCAGUGUUACAUCAGGUGAGCAAUACAUAUUAAUGUCUUCAAAUGAACAAAUGGUGCUAUAUCAUGUUUUGGGACGUCAAAUUGUGCAUUCAGCCUGGCUGAUUGGAAAUAUACAGUACGUGUCCUAUGGUCCUACUCUGUUACACCUCCUCUGUAUUUUUUUUUAGGGUGAUUUUCCAUACUGUACAAUUAUUCAUCAGAUUUUGCAAUGUUAUUUUGAAGCGAACAUAAAUGUAUUUGUCAGACAAACCAAAAUAAAUAAUGCCGUGAAUAAAGGCGGAGGGGAAAA